AUGUCGCUCGACCCGCCCACCUACCUCUCCUCCCUCCAAAACAACAUCCGUGCUCGGCCUAUCCCAUGGGAUGGUGCAGUGCGGGCUGGAAACAUCACCGAUGAGCAUUUGCGGAAAAUCAAAGCUGUUGACAAGGUCCGGAAACAAGACCGCAAGCAGACUGUUGAGGCCGAUGUGAAUGGAUAUACAGCACUUCUUGCCGGUAGUCCUAGUGAGAAGAGCGUCCUGGAGUCGGCGUCCAAGCGCCAUGAUAUAGUGCAGUACAUCUUGGUUCUAGCUGCUGAUCUCAUCAAUGACGCCCCUGCUCUUGCCUCGGCGCUCGUGUCGCAUCCCAAGCCCUUCGCGGCGUUUCUACCGCUCCUUCGGCACUCCAAUAACCCUGAAGACCCCAUCCCUCUUCUUACAUCCUCAUUCCUAACGAACUUAGUAUCAACUGCGCUUACUUCGUCAUCUCAAACGUCCGUGUCGGAAGAGGAGGCUCUCCCACAACUAUAUUCAUACUUGGCAACUUUGACCAGGAACCAAGAUAGCGGACUCCAAGACAUCGGAGUGCAGGGGUUCUCGGCCUUGCUGCGCAACAAAUCAUCUAGAGAGAUAUUCUGGCAACAGCGUAAAGAGACAGUUGAUGCGCUGGUGGAGAUACUUCGCACGGCUGCUGGAGGGAAAGAUAAUGGGUCAACAACCUUGGCCGCCUCUAUCGCCACUAGUAGCGCUCGCAACGCCGACAUCAGCAUCGGCGGUGGAGUGGGGCUACAGCUUCUAUACCAUGUGCUUUUAGUGAUUUGGCAGCUCAGCUUUGAAGGCAGUCUUGUUGGGGAGGAAUUGCAGUCGGAGCACGAUAUCAUUGAAUUAUACACGCAAUUACUGCGGCUGUCACCAAAGGAGAAGACGACGCGUCUUCUCCUUGCCACACUAAAUAACCUUCUCGUCACGAAUCGCACUACGCUCUUGCCCGUAGCGGUGUUUGUUCGACUGCCUGCAUUACUUUCAAACCUCAGCGGCCGUCAUCUUACCGAUCCUGACCUCCUCGAGGACCUAGGUUCCUUGUCAGAGUUGUUGGAAGAGUACACUAAAACACAAACUACGUUUGAUGAAUACGCCGCCGAGCUCCAAUCUGGCCACCUGCGCUGGUCUCCGCCUCACCGCAACCCGACAUUUUGGCGCGAGAAUGCGCGCCGCAUCCUUGAAGAAGAGCGGGGCGCCUUGCCUAAGAAAUUAACCGAGAUCAUUUCGAAGAGCUGGGAAAACGACAAGCAAGUUCUUGCAAUUGCAUGCAACGAUGUCGGCAACCUUGUCAAGGAGGUCCCCGAGCGUCGCACGCAGCUGGAGAAACUGGGGCUGAAGGCUAGAGUCAUGGAGCUGAUGAGCGAUCGCGACGAGUCGCAUUCGUUGAUAUUCGAGUCCUCUGUUCAUGAUAGGCAUACUGCGACUGAAGCAUGUCUCGGUCUUUUACGGGCUGCAAGCGGUGCAAAGCAAGGAGGCAAAAAUGCGACGAGCAACGUCCUGAAUAAUAGUUCGCCUUCAGAGCAGCCCAUGACCGCUACCUCGUCGCGCUCCUCUUCAUCCUCUCCCGAUAUGCCAAUAGCUCGAGAAAUUGAUCCACUUUCGUCACUAUCGCAAAGCCAAAAAGCUCUUCUGCGUCAUUUUAUCCGUGAUGCAUCACAUGUCACAUCAUGUCACGCCGGAAUGCAACAGGAGAUCUGUCAAAUGAUUGUCCCAAUGGCCUUGCAGACGCCGUCUCUUCUAUAUGCAACCAUGGCACUAUCCGCCAUUCAUCUGGAGGCGUUGAAUAAUCAUUCGGGAACCGUCAAGGCAGCGCCAGAUAUCGCGAGGCUGAUGGCUCGGAGCCUGGAGCAUUUCCGACUGGAACUUCAAGACCCCACACGAAAGGGAUCCGAUGCGCUUUUGGCUACGGCACGAACGCUGUGCCUGGCAGAAAUACAUUCCGGCGCCGUUCAGCCUAACACGUGGAGAGUGCAUGUUGAAGGGGCAAAGGCUUUAAUGAGUACAACACAGUCACCGCAAACGCCGGUGACGGCUUUCCGCAAGUACCUCGAUCGCUGGUAUCGAUCGAUCGUUGCUCUUACAGCGCUGAAUGCCAAUGGGCCUCCUAUCGGCGAAGCAUAUACUCGUACAGAAUUCACAUCGGAUGGGCCGGAUUAUUUGGAUGACUACUGGGGGUUCACCGUGCAUUUGGCGGAGAUUUUUCGGGAGAUUGGUACCAUGGCCUGGCAGCGGCAUCGAGAUACAGAUAGACUGCAAAUGUUGAAAAUUGAUCACGACUCGGACUUCGAGGAACAAGCAGCAAGGUUGGAAAAGUCUGUUCUUGGCUUGAUAGACCGGUAUACUGCGCAGCAUGACCAACUCUUGUUUUAUCCGGGAGUCAAGGAAACGCUUUCGGACGACUCAAUCCGAGAAUUUAUGCUGUGCAACGAAGCUUUCCAACACACUGCGCUGAUUCAUAUCCACCGGCGUGUGCGCAAAGUGCCGGCCUCGUCGGCGGAGGUGCAGCACUCGGUGAAACGGAUUCUGGCAUGCACAUCGCCAAUAGUCCCUCGCAGCGGAUUGAGUCCCUGGGUCAUGCUUACGACGCCAUUGUUCACGGGCGGCUGUGAGGCUUUGGGCGAGGAUCGCGAGGCGUUUAGGCAGCUGUUCACUUUGUUGCACGAGACGACCCGCAUCCCGAACGUUUUGCAGUCGCUGAAGUUUCUGGAAGUCUACUGGGCUUAUGAAAGCCAAAACGAGAAUGAGGACUGGAGUCAUUUCCUUGACUAG
Molecule: messenger RNA, 2775 nt
Organism: Talaromyces atroroseus
Lineage: Eukaryota; Fungi; Ascomycota; Eurotiomycetes; Eurotiales; Trichocomaceae
Exons: 6
Coding region: 1-2775 (924 amino acids)
Biological process (GO): proton transmembrane transport
Cellular component (GO): fungal-type vacuole membrane; vacuolar proton-transporting V-type ATPase, V1 domain
Molecular function (GO): proton-transporting ATPase activity, rotational mechanism
Source: RefSeq, a predicted model, not a curated record